This is a messenger RNA of Nelumbo nucifera (sacred lotus), 1244 nucleotides long. NCBI's taxonomy places the organism in Eukaryota, Viridiplantae, Streptophyta, Magnoliopsida, Proteales, Nelumbonaceae. The record is from RefSeq and is a predicted model, not a curated record.
ACCGGCCGCUAUAAAAUUAAAAUCAAUGAUGCUGUGUGCUCGGGGCCGCUGGAAAACUGGGGGUGAAUCGAUCGAUCCGUGAAGUAAAACAUGGGCGACGAAUUGAGUGAAAGGUGAUCCAUGCAUGUUUGUUUAUUCUUGACGAUUUGUUACUUCACCCUCGUCACCUUUCAACUUUUGCGGCAUCUAAAAGAAAAAGUCCACACGUUACACGUACCUUUAUUGUUCUACUGAAAGAGUUCUGACCUUCUUACAUGUACAAAGCUUGCAGAGUAUACUUUCUGGUUGUGGUUGACAAGGAGACCCCAUAUAUCACAAGAUUCACGCUUACGCCAAUCUUCUGUGUCUCGCUCUGCCCUCCAAUAAACCCAUCAGUUCCAGAACUCCAACAAGCCAAAAACCCUUUAUAUCGACGAGGACCUUCUCCGGCUUUUGAUCUCUAGCUAUGAUAAUCCUUUGUGAUAUUCAUUAAUUCCUUUCUUUUUCUAGUUUUCAAUUUCAAUCCAGUCCUUACUAUUGCAGCUGGUAGCUGAUCUGAUCGGAUCGUUGUGUGGUUGAAACUUGAAAGCAUGAGAAACAAGGCAGCUGCAAGCAACGAGAGCAAGCUCAUCCGCUGCAUCAAGGCACCCCUUAGAAUUCUUCGCAAGGCCAGGGACUUCUAUGUCCGAAGCAUGAAUGAUUGUGCCAACCGAGUCAGUUAUGGUAGCGUCAUGGGUUGCCCUACAGGAACAAUCUCCACCCUGCCAAGGAGCUUCAGUGUGAACUCGUCCAGACCCAACGAAGACGACGACCUCCGUGAAUUGAUUCGGGUUGCCUCCAAGAGGAGCCUGGAGAAUAAGAUUGAGAUGGAGCUCCAGCAACAGCAGCAGAUGGCUGGAGGGGUACCCAGGAGUUUUAGCGUAGGAAUUGGGCGAAUCGAUGAAGAUAAGCCUUGUAAUUUCGACGAAGACUUCAAGGUGAAGACUCAUUUGUUGUAUCCAAGAAGCAGAAGCUAUGCUGUUACAAGGAGGCCUGGAGUCUUCGUUUAAUGGCUACUACAAAAUUUGAAUGUGCUAAAGACUCAAACAUCAGGUAAUUGAGGGACAGUUCCUUCUCCCUCUUCACUUCUUCUGUAUCUUUACCUUGUGAAGCUUUUUUUUUUCGGUAAAUCCAAAAGGGUGCUACGUUUCAUGGAACAGGGAUACUUCUUUGGUUGAGAUUUAUUUGCAGUUGAAUUAUUUGUUAAUUGAGGUGCUUUUUUUCUC